This is a messenger RNA of Penicillium salamii, 963 nucleotides long. NCBI's taxonomy places the organism in Eukaryota, Fungi, Ascomycota, Eurotiomycetes, Eurotiales, Aspergillaceae. The record is from the annotation of a GenBank genome assembly.
AUGCCACUACAAUACGAGCCCGACUUCCAAAAGGCCAUAGCUCCUUUGCUGGCUGCGAAGGCUAAGGCUCCCAAAAUUGACAUGGCCGACCCUCUUGCUAUUCGUUCUACCAUGAGUUCCUCUUUCGAGGGAUUGAUGAAGAUGCUCCCUGAUGUCCCCGAGGUUGAGCACGAGAUCCACCACCUUACAUCGUACGAUGGACAAUCCGUUCCAAUUCAUCGCUACUGCAGAAUCGAUCAAGACACAACAACACCAGGACCAGUGAUCCUUCACGUACAUGGUGGCGGUUUGAUUUUCGGUAGCCCUGAAACAUUCACAAAGUGGCAAGCUUCGCUAGCCCGCGAUUCAGGUGUCCAAGUCUUCUCGAUUGACUAUCGAUUGGCCCCUGAGCAUCCAUUCCCAACACCCGUGGAGGACUGCUACUCUGCGCUGCCCUGGUUGCAAGAGAACGCCCAAAGGUUCUCCAUCGACCCAAGUCGCAUAAUCACAUUGGGCGAGAGUGCAGGAGGAAAUCUCAUAGCUGCAAUCAAUCUAAUGGCUCGCGAUCGUGGGCUCUCACCUCCCAUCGCAAAGCAGAUGCUAGUGUACCCCAUGCUCGACGACCGAACUGUCAAUCCUGUCCCUGCUCUGGAUGGUCUUCUGACAUGGACACCAGAAGCAAGCGUUACCGCUUGGUCGGCUUAUCUGGGGUCAGACUAUGGGACCGAUCGGGUGUCGCAGUAUGCUGCUCCAGCUCGUGCGACUAGCGUCAAAGGGCUGCCCCCUACUUACAUGGAACUGGGCACCUGGGAUAUUUUCCGCGAUGAGGACCUGGAGUACCUGGCACGUAUCGCCAAAGAGAACAUUGAGACAGAGCUUCAUCUUUAUCCUGCUCUUCCCCACGGAUAUGAUCUGUUUGUUCCCUUUGGAAAGGCAGCAGCGAAGGCCAGUACUGACAGACUUGCUGCCAUUGCCAGUGUAUGA